ACAGGAGAGGAUUGGCUACAAAGUGGACUUGAAAGGUCCAGGGGCAUUGACGAUUGACGGUUUCUUUGCUUUGAUGGGUUGCUCCCAGCCCUUGAACGGCACAGACCGCGGCUGCGGACCGAGUGUGACCCGUGUCCACAUCAAUGUGGAGGUGUGGACGGAAGGGUAUGCUGAAGCUUGGGCUCAGGUCCAAGCUGACUACCCCAACAAGGCACCGAAGAAUCUUGGGAACAUGGGAUACUCGGGAGCGUCCGCAGCGUACGUGCCCCUGGCAGUGCAGGAGAAGGCUUACGAUGUUGAGAGCAUCAAUCUGGACUUCUACCGAGACUACAACGGGUCCCGGCAAAAUCCAGGGGCAUACUUUGCCCACCCCCUGGAUUUGGAUCUCUCGAAACUGCUGCCGUGCGCAGACACUGCAUUGAUGUCAAACGAACUCAUGAGCGGCUAUCUCAACCUCACAGGAGAUUCAGCCGGGGUUGUGGUUGACAACGUGGGGCUGGUCACUGGCAAAUACUUUGAUGGCUUUUUUUGGUAUGGCCCCGCCUGCAGGGACAAUCCUUCUACUUGCUUGACAUGGUUCACUGGUGGCACUGGGUGGGGGAUGGGUGAAAUUCUGCUGAAGGCAGCGGUCUACAAUAUUCCCCUGGCAACAGCGGUUGCCAGCAGUUGGGGGAACUAUGUCAACCUGCCGGCGGAGUCCAACGUCAUGCUCUACUGGUGGGUUCCUGAUUCAACAUUCCUCAGGUUGCAACCAAGAAGGAUCACUUUUCCAGAACACGACCUAGAUGCAUGGGCACAAGGGGACAGACGGUCUGCUGCGAAAGACCUUUCCGUGGAUAAACAUGUCAGUCGCGAUUUGAGCGAUUUGGCUCCAGAGGUGGAGGAGUUCAUGAACAGAGCCUUGUCGAGGAACUCAUUUGGCUUGGGUGGUUUGGUGUGUAAAUAUAUAUAUAUAGUAUACAUAUAUGCAUACAUACAUACAUCUAUCUGCCUGCCUGCCUAUCUAUCUAUCUAUCUAUCGAUCUAUCGAUCUAUCGAUCUAUCGAUCGAUCUAUCUAUCUAUCUAUCUAUGUAA
Cladocopium goreaui is the source of this 1075-nucleotide messenger RNA. The record is from the annotation of a GenBank genome assembly. NCBI's taxonomy places the organism in Eukaryota, Dinophyceae, Suessiales, Symbiodiniaceae.